Gambusia affinis (western mosquitofish) is the source of this 2150-nucleotide messenger RNA. It is a transcript of the gene dnaaf11, whose product is annotated as dynein axonemal assembly factor 11. Lineage: Eukaryota; Metazoa; Chordata; Actinopteri; Cyprinodontiformes; Poeciliidae. Gene Ontology annotation, biological process: outer dynein arm assembly. The transcript is spliced from 15 exons. Gene Ontology annotation, molecular function: protein binding. Gene Ontology annotation, cellular component: cytoplasm. The record is from RefSeq and is a predicted model, not a curated record. The coding region runs from base 52 to 1470 and encodes 472 amino acids.
GUAGCAUAAAGUCGGUUUCCACGGCAACGCGUCACAACGACUGAGACGAAGAUGGUUUACAUCACAGAGGAGCUGAUCCGGCGGCGGGCCGAGCACAACGACUGUGAGAUCCUCUCCCUGGAGGAGGUUUCUCUGCACCAGCAGGACAUCGAGCGGAUCGAGCAUGUGGACAGGUGGUGCCGGGAGCUGAGGAUCCUCUACCUGCAGAACAACCUCAUCCCCAGAAUCGAGAACGUGGGGCGCCUGAAGAAGCUGGAGUAUCUGAAUCUGGCCUUGAACAACAUCCAAGUCAUUGAAAACCUGGAAGGCUGUGAGAGCCUCAGGAAGCUGGACCUGACGGUGAACUUCGUGGGUCUGCUGAGCAGCGUGGAGUCGCUGCAGCACAACGCCCACCUGAGGGAGCUCUUCCUGGUGGGGAACCCCUGCACCGAGUUCCAGGGCUACCGGCAGUACGUGGUGGCGGCGCUGCCUCAGCUCAAGUGGCUGGACGGGACGGAGAUCAGCCGGUCGGAGCGGAUCAGAGCCUCGCAGGGCCUGGAGCAGGUGAGGAGGCGAGUCAGGGAGCAGGAGCAGGAGUACCUGAGGAGGAGAGAGGAGCAGAAAGAGGAGGCUGCACGAAGAGACAAGGACAGGAAACCAGACUCACAGGACGACAAGGAGAACCUGCGGAGCGCCGAGGAGGAGGAGCAGGACUUCUGGCACACGCCCUGCUCCUUCACCCCCGAGUCCCGGCUGGAGGCGCACCGCCGCCUGGAGGAGAAGAAGAACGCCAACAGGAAGGAACCAGAGAAGAAGAACAAACCUCCCAGGACUCUGAUCACCGCUGACGGACGAGUCAUGAACAUCAACGAACCCAAGUUGGCCUUUUCUCUGACUGAGGAUGAGGAAAGCAACGCUGUUGUGUUGGACCUGGCUGUUUACAGACACAUGGACACGUCCCUGAUGGACGUGGACGUCCAGCCGACCUACGCCAGAGUCAGCGUCAAAGGAAAGAUGUUCCAGGUGGUUCUUCCUGCGGAGGUGAAGCCCGACAGCUCGACGGCCCGGCGCUCCCAGACCACCGGACACCUGGUUCUGACCAUGCCCCGGGCUGAAGGUGAACUCAGAGUGAAGAAGCCCGUUCCUCGCCAGCGCCGAGACGCUCCGAGCCGCGGCUCAGCAGAGGAACAGAACAGAAAGGAUAAAAUUCCUGAGAGGCUGGACGUUGAUCCCAGUAAACGUAAAUCUGUGGAUAUCGCCAACAUCGUGCCUCAGCGGAGCAACGGAGAAGAUCUUCAGCAGGAACCAGAUGGAACAGCAGAACUCCCUGAAGGGAACCCUCCCUGUCUCCAUCUUUGCGUCCUGAACUGCAGCCAAGGACAGAUGUGGGGUUUCCUCUGCAGCAGCGCCAUCAGAAGCAACCAAUCACAGGAGGAACCUGACUCCUGCUUUCGUUUUUAUGAAGUGCUGCCACAGCAAAACCAGAUGUGAUCUUGUGUCAGUCCUGCAGAAGACGACAGCUGGACUCAUUUUUCAUGGGAGCAGUUUGAUUCAUGGCGGCUUUACGUCGAUGUUGGGCUCCACCAGGAAAAUCCACCGAUCAUCUCAAGCUGGUCGUGUUGCUGAAGUCGUCUCCGUCUUUGUGUCUUUUAACCCCGCGCUGUGAAAGUUGGAUGAGCUGGAUGAAUAAAACAUGACGGCUGAGGAGUCGACCACGUCAUGCAGAUAUAACGCAGUGCCUUCAAUUAUUCACCAGCUGGAUCUCUGACAAAGACCCAGGAAGGAUCCUCAGUCUGGGUAAACAGGAAACAAUACCUGCAGUCCAGCCAGCAGCAGCAUGCUAGGAAAAAACACACAUUUUACUAAAACGAGAUUUCUUUUGUCUCAUGAUUUGUUUUGGUUUUUUGAACUUUGGUUUAGUGUCGCUGUAAUGAAGUCUGAAUUCUACAGCCAUGAAAUGCCAAAGCCUCAACAUUGAUGAUAGAGAUUAUGAUAAAACUGAAGUCAUGCUUUUAGCAUUUUGUUGCAGUUUUCAGACUGAAAACAUUCUAUAAAAUGAAACCAUUUUGGUUCGUUUUCCACAGUUGUAAAGUAACACGUCUGUACUUGUUGCAUAACUAAUACUAUGCAUUUUAAACUUCAUCUAAAUAAAAAUAUGUUUUUAAGUCUUA